Messenger RNA from Acytostelium subglobosum LB1, 2511 nucleotides. RefSeq lists its product as hypothetical. Gene Ontology annotation, molecular function: ubiquitin protein ligase activity; ubiquitin conjugating enzyme binding. The transcript is spliced from 2 exons. The record is from RefSeq and is a predicted model, not a curated record. The coding region runs from base 1 to 2511 and encodes 836 amino acids. NCBI's taxonomy places the organism in Eukaryota, Evosea, Eumycetozoa, Acytosteliales, Acytosteliaceae. Gene Ontology annotation, biological process: ubiquitin-dependent protein catabolic process; positive regulation of proteasomal ubiquitin-dependent protein catabolic process; protein polyubiquitination. Gene Ontology annotation, cellular component: cytoplasm; ubiquitin ligase complex.
AUGUUGGAUGUGUUGGUGCAUAGAUUCCAACUGGAGGAUAUAUUGAAGAAGUCAAACAACACUUUGAUGCCAGUGCUGUACACCACCGACGGCAAGCUGGUGCACUCACUCAAGUCAUUGGUGCGUGAUCACAUUCUUCACUUGGUUGUGGAGAAGCGCGAGGUUGUCGAGGCACUUCUUCAAAAGGCCCAGGUGGCUGUCGAGGUCAAGCCCGUCGAGGUAAAGCCAGUGACCCCCACCACACAGUUUGAGCUCUGGCGCAAGGACUACGUGGCCGAGUCCGACUUCCUCAACGCAUGUCUCGACCUUCAGUCGAGCUACCAUCACCUCGUCCAGAUUGGCGAGUCCUAUCCCUACCGCUGCCGUCUGUUCCUGACCUCUGGCAACGCCAUUCGCAGUGCCCACGUAUGGGUCUAUCUGGUGGACCAGCCUGGCACCACCGCCAUUUCCUUUGUCGUCCACUCCAAGCAGGCACCACUCAAGGAGCUGAUCCAGAAUCAUCUGAACUCAGCCAACCUAAACCCAGCCAACUUGCUCGAGGUUGUAGAGCAAUGUUUCAAGCUCGUCGAUGAGUUCACAUCCAAGGUGCCAACACAUGAUGCCACCACCCCCUACCUGGACGACGAGCUCAUCAAGCUCUUCCCCGCUGAACACAAGGUCAUCCCAACCAUCAACGAGUCUACAUUCUAUUCAUACUGCUACAAGGAUGAGUACACUGUCGCGACCAAGACUGAGUUGCAUCAGUCGUUGGCAAAGGAGACAUUGAUGAGGAGCAAGGGAGUGGUCAGUAUGUCCACUAACCAUUUGAACAAGACACAUACGAAGGAGAUCCGUCGCGAGAAGGCCGACCUUCGCUCAUACAAGUUUGACAUAAGCAACGGCUACGAAUGCCCAAUCUGCAUGUGCGACGAUACUAACGCCGUGCAGCUGCUCUGUGGCCACACCUACUGCCGCGACUGCAUCACUCAGUUUGUUGGCAACGAGUUGGUCAUGGGCAAGGGAAACCUGGGCUCGAUCAGAUGUCCCGCCGCCAACUGCCAAGCAGUGCUCGAUCAGGUCACUCUGGCCACACUCAUGAACGCCCACCAGCUUGCCCAGAACCUCGACCAGUACUUCAACGAGUACUACCAGAUCACCAACACCAACCGCUGCAAGUUCAAGCCAUGCCGUCGCCUGGUCUACACCUACCCAAACGAGGCCAAGGUCAACCCAUACGUGCCAUGCGCCUGCAACCAUACACUUUGUCUAAACUGUGGAGACACGGCCAUCCACUGGCCCAUCCCCUGCAGCGGCUACCACGAGGACGAGCACAACGAGUUUGACAGCUUCCAGUACCUAAUCAACAACACGACCAGUUGCCCUCGCUGCAAGCUGGCCGUCGAGAGAAUCUCUGGCUGCAACCAUAUGAUGUGCUCGCGCUGCAACACCGCCUUUUGCUACGCCUGUGGUUCCUUCCGUAACGUCAACAACGAUACACACAACUGUGUGGCUGACAAGAAGCUGGCCUCUGUCGCCCAGAACGUCAUUGACUCUUUCAAGCUGGGCAAGAGCCUGUCUCCACAGACACUGCUGCGCAUGAUGAAGGCACGUCGCGAUCACAGUGCACUGGGCAAGGUACAGGGUAUCCUACAGUCCAUCCUAUCCGCUUCGAAUGACUCCAACCCGCUGUUCCAACUCUGUCGCGAGACUCUAGAGUUGCUCAUCAAGCGCAUGGACAAUACCAACCGCACCGAGGACAACAAGAUAGAGCUCACAGCUCAGAUUCAGGAGCGCAUUAGCAAGCUGUACUCCAAGACUCAGCAUGUGGCAAGACGCGAGGCCAAGCCAUCAAUCCGCGUAUCCUCUGACAAUAGUGGCGUGAUGGAGAAGACAUUGAUGUGCGACAUUAGCUUGAAUGGGUACACCAAUGUUCUGGCGCAGCUCUUUGUCAACACUCGCAUCAACAACCUCAAGUUCGAGGUGGUCAGCGCGCUAAACAGAUGUCUAAAGUCGCAGGUCGCCAUCUCUGACGCCACACUGGACAAGGUCAAUCUCUACUGCUCCAAGGGCUACAAGAUCGUCUCGACCAGCGACAUCAUGAUCAAGGACCAACUGUUUGUCGCAUUGAAUGGUGAGGCAUUCCAAGAGCCACAAGAGCAAGAUAUGACAGAGUUGCUCAAGGACAAGACAUCUGAACCAACGACAAAGAAGAAGAAGCCAACAACACAUAGAUUACAGCCUGGUCAGGAGAAGCAACCUCAACGUCACACCAAUAUAAAGGCAGUGGUGGCGGAGGAGUUGAACGAUCUCAGGACCAAUCCAGAGUACGUUGGACAACAGGAUCAGAAGGCAGUCGAUGACGAGAAGGCCAUCCUAGAGGCAAUCUGUGAAGACUUUGACGACAUGGAUUAUGACGACGAUGAAUACUAUGACGAGGAUGACGAUGAGGACUAUGAGAGUGCAGCAGCUAAAAUUGAAACAGAUGUUGACAAGGCCACCUACCGUAGACUAAACCUUGGAAAGUGGUUGUAA